CCCCCCUCACUCUCCCUUUCUCCUUUAUGGUCCAGUCACCUUUCAUUUCUCCCAAAUUAAAACAUCUCCAUUCUUCAAUAUUCUCUUAGGAUUUUCGAAACAUGGAUAGAAGAUAAGGGAAAGUAACCUUCACGAAUUACAAAUUUCUAGAUAAGUUGCGAGGAGUGCCAACUGCCAAGAAAGGAGAAUAUUAUAAUGGAAAAGAAAGAUGAUGAUGGUGGUGUUGGUGCGGGAAGGAUUGGUGGUAUCGGUGCAGGUGGCGGAAAAGGUAAGGGCAAGAACGUUCCAAAUGAACGCAAAGCUGAAGCAGAAGCUCGCCGGAAAGCCCAACAAGAUUGUCCACAAGUUAAUGAACAUCCACCACGGGAUUUUGGUGACGGCAGUUACCUUAUCAAAGAUUGGAGUCACUCACACAGAGCUUUACUUAGUAUAAUUGUCAAACAAGUACAAGCUAUCUGUUGGGCUCUAGUUUUGGGAAAAAUACUAGAGUUCACCUACAAUAAGAACCGUCCCAUUGCUCAACACAAAUUUCUGGAUAUAGAUAGUUUUGCUGAAAAGGUCAAAUUGAAACCAGGUGAGCUUAUCGCUCAGAAGAAGUUGGAUACCGAUGAUAUGGCUGUUGGUUCUCUGAGGAACGCAAUGGACCAUAUCUUCCUUAAAGGAAUCGAAAAAAUUGAUGGAAGAAAGAAGGGUGGAGCAGGUAAGGCCUAUGCCAUUAAAGGUAGGUUUGUUGGUGUACAAAAUUCAACUGCCGAAGAUAUAGUCAGGAAGGUGGACAUAGGUCUUGUAGGUUUAACAGUUGAUAUAGAUGAGGGUCUUAGGACACUUAAGAAGGGAAUCUACAGGGUACCUAAGCCACAAGUUGGAGCACUCAAACAUGCACUUACAAUUGUUGGGUAUGGGAUGACUAAAGAGGAUGAGUUGUUUUUUCUUGUGCAAAACACAUGGGGGACUGGUUGGGGAGAUGGUGGCUACGGCAGGAUGAUAAUUACAGAUACUUGUGAUAUGUUCUACCUAGCUGAAGUGAUUAACGACAAAAAGAAGAAGGAAGAGGCUCUAGCUUAAUUGUUUAGAAAACUUUGAAACUUAAAGACAAUAGACUAUGUCUGGUCAUAUUCCCCUUUCUUAAAUCAAGUAGUGUCUUUUUGGAACAUAUUUGCAGUGAUGCUCAUGUUGAAACUGGUUUCAGUAACAAACUCUUGAUGAUCCAAAUGGAAUUGAAAAUGCUGAUAG
Messenger RNA from Camelina sativa (false flax), 1233 nucleotides. RefSeq lists its product as uncharacterized. The record is from RefSeq and is a predicted model, not a curated record. Gene Ontology annotation, molecular function: cysteine-type peptidase activity. Gene Ontology annotation, biological process: proteolysis. NCBI's taxonomy places the organism in Eukaryota, Viridiplantae, Streptophyta, Magnoliopsida, Brassicales, Brassicaceae.